Mesorhabditis spiculigera is the source of this 1365-nucleotide messenger RNA. The record is from the annotation of a GenBank genome assembly. Lineage: Eukaryota; Metazoa; Nematoda; Chromadorea; Rhabditida; Rhabditidae.
AUGCUGCCGGAAGAGCCGGAAUACUCCGACUACGAGCAAAUCACCAUCUCCAUCCCGCUCAGGGGCUUGCGCCAAUGGGUGGCCAUCACAUACUCCUGCUUCAACGUCAUCGGAUUUGCGGUGAAUAUAUGGUUGCUGUACGUGAUCGCUCCCCUGCUACUGGCAAACACAGUAAAAGUCCCGAAAAGCAUUUUAUUCUACAUUUUCUGCCUAUGCAUUUCUGAUUUGAUGACCAUGAUUGGCAUGUUACUGCUAAUCAUCGAUCUGGUAGUUGGUACCUGGCCAUUUGGGUACCUCCCUUGUAUCACGUAUCUAGUUUUCGACGGGUUGAAUAAAUUCGUCGCUCCAAUCAUCGUCUUUCUCAUCAGCAGAACCUGUUAUACUACAGUAUGUCAAAAUAAAGGAAGUAGAGAUCGAGCGGCGAGUAUAAAGUGGGCAAUAGCCCAAAUUAUCAUUUCUCUCGAUGUGGUGAUGCUGGUGCUCCGACCAGUAUUUCAAUAUGGCCAGGUUUAUAACUUAAACCUGAGCGUCAACCAAGAGACCAAACAAAUUACCGUAAUGAGAAAAUGCGGAUUUUGGCCACCACCAGACGUCGCACUCUGGUUCAACAUUGUCGCCUGUGUUGCCAGCUAUGCCAUUCCGCUAUUUGGGAUUUUAUAUUGCUACAUUUCCGUGCCCAUGUUCUUGAAUCGACGAGCAGAAACUUCAAUUGUAACAUCAUCAAACAUGGACGCAGCCAUCAAGCGAGUCGUUGUUACAGUACUCGUGCUCUGCGGGGUAUACCUUGUUUGCUGGUCACCAUAUUGGGUGACAAUGUUCUACAACCAAGUGCUCAGCGAUCAAGGAUUUAGUGCAAAAACAGUAAUUAUCGUGCAAUAUUUCAUCCAUCUACUACCGUACGUUAGUUGUCUAGCGUACCCAGUCAUAUUUGUGUUAAUGAAUCGAGGGAUCCGACAAGCGCAUCAAAAAAUCGCUCGGGAACAAAGAAAACGGUUCAAGAGUAUAGCGGACGACGCUACAAAUACGUUGCGUAAUGUGAUCUCGAGAAAAAGUACUGCCGUACGGUCGCGGUUGUCUUCAUAUGUCUUGAGUGAUGAGGCAAACACGACUGAAUUCACGACGUGCUCGACGAAUAAUCAGUACCUUUUGGUCCAGAACGGAAGCAAUACGGUGCCCGGGACAGUGACCGUCCACCUCACCGACUCCGAGCACAAGGAUUCGAACGCUUCCCGCGCAUCCGGCUCGGCAACUGGCUCCGAAAAUUCCCAUCCGGAAGACCCGAUACACGCCAAUAGACCGGACAUCCCAAAAAUAACGCUCAGCCCUUCGGAGGAGGAUGAGAUCUAUGAGAGCGAGACGCUUUUG